AUGAUCCCGAACUGGAAGCUACUGAAGCUAUUCCUGGCCCUGUGUUUUUCUGGAUAUUUAUUUGUGACCCUGAAUAGAAUUUUCAGCUCGUUUACACACGUGUCAGUGUUGACAGACAUAGCGAAUGGAAUCAUUGGUUCUGGAGCUGUACACGCUUCCCUUCAUUAUGGUAAUCCUAUUUCAAGACAAAAUUCAACACAUGAAUGCACGUUUCCUGACAUUGAUCCCUUCGACCCAGCUGUAAUGGCAGUAACAACUUACUUUCCGCCCAUCUAUAUAACGGAGGGUACGAUAAAGAUCAAUCAUUCUAAGACGUUUUUAUUUGGGGACCAGAGUAACAGAUUCAAAGAAUGCAGGUACAUAUCCGUAGCCAAGAAGCCAGGCUCUGAUUUCGAAACAGUUGUUCUCUACAACAGUUCGAGUUUUAACGAUUCGAUGACUCUCAGAGACAGUGACAAUGACAUAGUUGUAGAAUGUUCUGGCAGCAAUAAGUCUGUUUUCUCGCGAUCUUACUUUAGUUUGAUUCGUGUGAAGAAAGACCUGGAAAUUAAACUGGGAAUAAACUUCAAAAGGCACAUUGCAAAGUACUCCCCGAAGGAAACCUUUAAUAUUCUCAUGAUUGGUAUAGACGGCCAUUCCAAGCAGAACCUUCAGAGACAUAUGCCUAAAACAAGAAACUAUCUUUUAAAUGUUCUUGAUGCUGUGGAACUACACAAAUAUAACAGGAUAGGAGAUAAUACAUUUCCUAAUUUGGUCCCGAUUCUUACGGGAAAAACAGAACUAGAACUCACUCGUCGCUACAGGUCUUCGAGGGACUUUUUUGAUAACAUGAACGAUGAGUUUGUGUGGAGCGAGUUCAGCAGGGCGGGAUAUCGCACGGGUCUCUACUUCGACUCUGACCAUUUGACGGCCUUUCAUUUCAUGAAGAAAGGCUGGGACAAGCCCCCUGUCGACUACUACUAUAGAGCUACAUUGAUAGAACGAGCUCGCGAUCCACUGAUGACUCACAAAGAACGCAGUUGUGUAGGGGACAUCCCAGAACUCAGCUACAGCUUCGACUUUUGGAAACAGAUGUCUUCGACCUUUCAAAAUGAAAAAACUCAGCCGUAUUUCGGAUUUGGUUUCUGUGUGCAACUGACCCACGACGAACCCAACCAUGCUAGCGAAGGAGAUGGUCUCUAUCUUCGCUUCUUUGAGCAACUGAAUGAAAUGAAUGUUUUCAACAACACCAUCGUUAUUUUCUUCAGCGAUCACGGGGAACGUCUUGGCAGAGUCCGAAGGACUUACAAUGGGAUGAUUGAAGCAAACAUGCCCCAUGUGUUUCUGGUUUUUCCACCCUGGUUUCAUCGGAAAUACCCAAAUGUCAUGGAAGUGUUAAAAAUUAACCAAGACCGCCUAACCACGAAUAAAGAUUUACACGCAACACUUCUAGAUGUUCUCAACUUUCAAGGCAAAUCUGGGAUUGGCGACGUCAAAGAAAAAGGGAUUAGUUUGUUUAAUGAAAUCCCAGGUGAGAGGUCGUGCGAAGAUGCAGAGAUUAGUGCUGGGUUCUGUGUAUGCAACAGGUUAACCAAGGGAAAUGUCAGCUUUAUUGUAACUAUAUCACUAGCAACGGCUGUUCAGUCUGCCUUGUGGGGCUCAGUGAUAAGAUACCGGCACAAGUGCCAGAAACUUACAGUUAAAUCUGUCGAUAACAUCAUGGAAAUUCAGCUUGAUAGCCAGAAGCUCCAGGAGAGAGAUGAACAAUCGUUGUACCAAAUUACAGUAACAACGACACCGGGUAAUGCCGUGUAUGAGGCCAGGUUGUCUCUUGACAGAUCUACCAAAGUUGUGAAUGUCGUUGGGAAUAUUAUUCGUUUGAACUUGUAUCGAGGCCAAGACUCGUGUAUGGACGACCCCAAGUUAAAACCAUUCUGUUAUUGUGGAAAACAAUAA
Molecule: messenger RNA, 1935 nt
Organism: Candidula unifasciata
Lineage: Eukaryota; Metazoa; Mollusca; Gastropoda; Stylommatophora; Geomitridae
Source: the annotation of a GenBank genome assembly